This is a messenger RNA of Osmerus eperlanus (European smelt), 1640 nucleotides long. It is a transcript of the gene carhsp1, whose product is annotated as calcium regulated heat stable protein 1. The transcript has 4 exons. Lineage: Eukaryota; Metazoa; Chordata; Actinopteri; Osmeriformes; Osmeridae. The record is from RefSeq and is a predicted model, not a curated record. Gene Ontology annotation, molecular function: mRNA 3'-UTR binding. The coding region runs from base 278 to 769 and encodes 163 amino acids. Gene Ontology annotation, cellular component: cytoplasm. Gene Ontology annotation, biological process: regulation of mRNA stability.
CUAGGCUACUAUAUGAUGUCAGCACUCUAAAGAGAACCCCCAUAUUGGCGCUCGCAGAAGAAGUCAGAAACACGUUUUUGAUUGUUCUGGUCAUCGCACAUCAUUUUCUGUCUGUUUACUGGUCCUGAAAACAAUUAUUUAAGAAGUAGUAGCAGUUUGUCCUCAAAUUCAAAACUCGAAUCGAAGGAAAUUUGCCUCUGCAAAGUUCGGAAAAGGUGCUUACGGUUGUCACGGUGAUCCUGCCCUCCACGACAACACUUAUUAUCCUUGUUCUGAAAUGUCCUCUGAGGCGACAACCAUGAAGGCGCCCCGUCCUAUGACCCCGCCCUUACCCUCUAGCCCCCCGCGGUCUCCCAUCUCCCCGGUGUCCCCAGGGUCCCUGCGCCUGCCUGCCUGUCAGAACAGGGAUCGCUCGCCCUCGCCCAUGAGGGGCUACCUAAUACCCAGCCCGCUCCCGACCAGGCGCAACAGGACCUUCUCAGCGUCGGCCCGUGCAGCAGAGGGCCCUUCCUUCACUGGUGUGUGUAAGUGUUUCUCCCGCUCCAGAGGACACGGUUUCAUAACACCUUCCGACGGAGGCAAUGACAUCUUUGUGCAUAUCUCCGAUAUCGAUGGGGAGUACGUUCCCGUGGAAGGUGACGAGGUCAGCUACAAGAUCUGCUCCCUCCCUCCCAAAUGUGAUAAGGUCCAGGCAGUGGAUGUGACCAUCAUCCACCUCAAGCCAGGAUCCAAGCAUGAGACCUGGGGAGGCUCUGUGGUCAGCGCUUGAGCCUGGGAAGACCCACCGUAGAAGCUGGAGGAAGGGGGGGCGGUCGGUCAUUUGUUUGGGGUGGGCUGCUAUGCUAAGAUGACUGGCCUCCCCUAUCUCUUCUCAUCAUUAUACAGGCACCCUUCCUGUCUCGAUACCCUUGUUGUCCCUGCUCUCACAGAGUUCUCUGGUGCACCAAUACACAUCCUGUCAGGGUAUUCUUCUAGCGGAGGGCCAAUCAACAAAGUAAAUCCCUGUUAAGUAAUCUAGUAAUAUUUCUUUAAGCUGAAGGAGAGAAGAGGAGGCCAAUCCAGAGUAUUGACACACCCAGAGUGUGUAGUCGACAUGAGGGUAGGGGGUGAAAGGUUUUUAUUUGAUUAUUUUUGCAGGCAAAUGGGUCAUUUUUCUUAUUCAGAGGGUGAAACGGUGGGUGUGAAUUAAAAACUAUAGAAUGUUGUUUUGAAGUUUAUCAUGCCAAGCUCAUUAAAAAAAUUAAGUUUUUGUUUGGAGUGACUCAUUGUGAAGCGACUAUGAUUGAUGGGUUUAAAAUAUGUUUGUUUUGAAUGAGGGCUAUGAUAGAGUGCUUUUCUCAAAUAAAAAGUGAGCUGCUUUUAGAUGUCCCAACAACUCUGCUACCCAGUUUGGUCGAGGAAAUGCCACAAGACACGUCAUUGCUACUGUCCUGUACUUUUAGACACGAGUGCCUUCAAUUACGGAUUUAUGGUAUGUAUAAUACAACAACUAAAAUGAAUAAUUCCUGCUCUUUGUAACUUCAGCAUGAGGUCAAUUUGGAACUGAAGUCUGGGUGAACCUGCCAACUUGCCUAAUUAUGCGCCUCCAUUUUGCUUGUGUAUCAUGUUAAAUUGAAGUAAAUAAAAAAUCUGCAUCAGUC